Molecule: messenger RNA, 2230 nt
Organism: Tricharina praecox
Lineage: Eukaryota; Fungi; Ascomycota; Pezizomycetes; Pezizales; Pyronemataceae
Product: putative cytosolic phospholipase A2 zeta
Exons: 5
Coding region: 121-2127 (668 amino acids)
Biological process (GO): glycerophospholipid catabolic process
Cellular component (GO): cytosol
Molecular function (GO): A2-type glycerophospholipase activity
Source: RefSeq, a predicted model, not a curated record
AGCGGCGGCGGGGAAACGCAGAACCAGCGGGAGGCGAGCCAGGACACGCAGUGGCAGCGGUUUACGGAGCGGCUGGCGGCGGCGAACACGUCGGUGCUGUCGACGAUCAGCCUCAACAACAUGCUGCCGGACUGGUCGAUUGGGCUGCCGGAGUGGAUUACGCGGCUGCAGCGCGAGCUGAAUAUGGAGCCCGGGUCGAUGGCGGAUACGAUCUGGACUGAGGCGUGUGAUACGAGUGCCAACCCCGAGGUGGCGUGGGAUGCCAGGGUCCGCAUUAGUCCUGACCUGUGUGAUGAGGAGAAAUCGUUUCUAAGGAAGAGACGCGAGUUCACCCGCAGGGCCCUGGCGAAGUAUUUGGACCUGCCGGAGAAUGAGGUGCAUAUGGAUGAUGUCCCCGUGAUUGCGACGACCGGGUCCGGCGGCGGGCUCAGAGCUAUGGUGGCCGGCGCUGGAUACUACCAGGCGCUGCAUGAGGUGGGACUGUUUGAUUGUACUACGUAUACGGCGGGAGUCUCCGGUAGCUGCUGGCUGCAGUCCGUGUACCUCUCGUCGAUCGGGCAGCAGUCGUUCACGAGGGUCAUCGAUCACUUCAAGCAGAGGAUCGGUGUGCAUAUUGCGUAUCCGCCCACGGCCCUGGAGUUGAUCGAUACCCCGCCGACGAACAAAUAUCUCCUUAGGGGUGUGGUUGAGAAGCUGAAGGUUGGUCACUCGUCGUUUGGGCUUGUAGAUCUAUACGGACUGCUGCUUGGAGCACGGCUGCUGGUACCGAGUAGUGUGAAGGGGAGUGGAGGGAGCAGUGAAGGGGAAGGGGAACUGCCGGCGUCGUUGGACAAUGACGAUCUCAAGUUGAGUCGGCAACGGAGGUUUCUAGAGGAUGGGCAGAGUCCGCUACCGAUCUACACUGCGGUUCGCCACGAGAUCCCAGGUGAGGGAAACGAGACCGAGAACAAGAACAUAGAUAUGGAGAAGGCACGCGAAGAGGAAAAGAAGCAGAAUGAUUGGUUCCAGUGGUUUGAGGUGACGCCGUUUGAGGUUUACUCCGAGGACCUCGAGGCUGGAAUUCCCACCUGGGGCCUGGGCCGGCGGUACGAGAACGGCGUCAACAUUGACCGCAAAGUGCCCGAGAUGAAAGUUCCGCUUCUAUUCGGCAUCUUCGGCAGUGCGUUCUGUGCCACACUCGGCCACUACUACGCCGAGAUACGACCAUUCCUCACGUCCAUCAGCAUGCUGAAGAUGUUGGACGACAUGGUGCUGCAAAGAAGCGACGACCUGGUCAAAGUCCACCCAUUCGAUCCCGCCGCCGUCCCCAACUUUGCCAAGGGUCUGAAGGACAAGCUUCCGCCGACGUGUCCCGAGAGCCUUCACGAGUCGGAGGUGAUCCAACUGAUGGAUGCGGGCAUGUCCAACAACCUCGCGUGCUACCCACUGAUGCGGAAGGGGCGCAACGUCGACAUCAUGAUCGCCUUCGACUCGUCCGCGGACAUCCAAGUAGCGAACUGGAUCGGGUACGUCGAGGGGUACGCGAAGCAGCGUAAGAUCCAGGGCUGGCCGGUCGCGAUCGGCUGGCCGCGCACCGACGACCCUAAGAGGGUGGAGCAGGAGCUCGAAGCCGCGCAGGCGUCGUCCGCGGCAGAGGCUAAAGAAAAGCUUGAACACGCACAGAAUCAGGACCGCGAGGCGAAGCAGGCCGAGGGCGCAGAGCUCGCAAAGCAGAAUAAGAACACCCUCGGCCCGUGCACUAUCUGGGUCGGCAGCAUGGAGACCCGCGAGUCCGAGGAUGAGCCGCCAAGAAGCAAGGUCGUCGAGGAGGAGUGGGAUCUUAUGGGGCCCGAUGCCGGCAUCGUGGUGGCGUAUCUGCCGCUCAUCAGCCAUACAGAUGUUCCCGGCGUAGAUCCGGAAACUUCGGCUUACCUGUCUACAUGGAACUUUGAGUGGACACCCGAGCAAAUCGACAACGUCGUAACACUGGCGAAGACGAACUUCAACGAGGGCGCGGACCGGCUCAAGCGCACUGUGCGCGCCGUCUACGAGCGCAAGAAGAAGCUGCGGCUCGAGAGGGAGCAUAGCGACGACGAGCUGCGCCACGGCGAGAAUGAGAGGAGGGGGGGGGCGGAUCAGUUUUCCUGAAGCCGCGCGAGAGAGAGAGAGAGAGAGAGAGAGACAGGGAGGGAGGAAGGGAGAGGGAAGGCGGGAGGGAGCGCGGGGAGGCAUGUCCGGGUGGUGUGGUCUG